Messenger RNA from Tuber melanosporum (Perigord truffle), 3062 nucleotides. RefSeq lists its product as uncharacterized. The record is from RefSeq and is a predicted model, not a curated record. Gene Ontology annotation, biological process: fungal-type cell wall biogenesis; transmembrane transport. The transcript is spliced from 4 exons. The coding region runs from base 66 to 2393 and encodes 775 amino acids. Lineage: Eukaryota; Fungi; Ascomycota; Pezizomycetes; Pezizales; Tuberaceae.
GCUUCCUCCUUUCCUUCUCCUGUUUUGUUUUUUUCCCAUUUGUUCAAAGCAUAGACACGAUCCCGAUGUUAUUACGAAAAUUCCUCUUGGGCGGAUCUGCCUCUUCGACAUCACACGCAUCUAAAUCACCGUCGUCAUUACUAUCCGCACUUCUCCUGUUCUCUGUACUCGGGGCUCUGCCGGUUCAGGCUACCGAUGUGCUCGAAACUAAUGGAUUCUCAACAUGUCUCGCCACUAGCGAUAUCAAGGUCGAUAAGAUGAACGUCAAGUACGACAGGGCAAAUGGCGUCGUGACCUUCGAUCUGGCCGGUUCCUCUUCAAGGGAGCAAAAGGUGAAGGCUGUCUUGACCGUGACGGCCUAUGGGAGGCAGGUCUAUGAGAAGACAAUUGAUCCCUGCGUUCAGGGGAUCGCUCAGCUUUGUCCUUUGCCCAAAGGAACGUUUGCUGCUAAGGAUACAAUGGAUAUCCCCGCCCAGUUCGCUUCGAUGAUUCCGGCGAUCGCUUUCCAGAUUCCUGACCUCGAUGGUAUGGCAAAGUUGGAAUUAAAAUCUAGCGAGGAUAACUCACAACUCGCAUGUCUUCAAUCCGUAGUGCAAAAUGGAAAAACUGCGAAUCAGCCCGGUGUUCAGUAUGUCACAGCUGGUAUUGCUGCCGCUGCGUUGGUUCUUUCGGGGGUUUCGGCUCUUGGCGCCGCCGGCGCCGGGACAGGGGCAGGUCCGUCACCAAACUUUGGGGACGUCAUGUGCUGGUUUCAAAAUGUUGCCAUGAAUGGGAUGCUUUCUGUCAACUAUCCUCCCGUUUAUAGGUCAUUUGUCAGCAACUUUGGCUGGAGUACCGGUAUUAUUCCGUGGGAGGGCAUGCAGAGGUCUAUCGACGGUUUUAGGAAGGUUACAGGAGGUGAUUUGACGAAGAACUCGAUCGAUUAUCUGAUGAACGCUACCUUGGUGUACAGCGGUGAUGGCGGUAGCGAAUCUGGCAAUACGACUGCCAGUAAUAAGACUCGCCGUGCGCUGGAUUGGACUGUGGCACAGGUCUUUGAGCGUGCGGUUGAGGUGAAUGGGACAACGAUUGCAGGCAACGGCACCAAUUCUACCUCCACUGAUGAUGCCCAGGCCAAGGUUAUGCACUAUGUAGAGGGUGUCCAGGCAUAUGUUGAAAAAUUGCAAAUUCCCUCGGCCAAUACUUUUAUGACUGUCCUGUUGGUCUUCGCCAUCGUCAUUGCCUCUAUCGCUGUCUGCAUCCUGUUAUUCAAGGUUAUCCUGGAAACUUGGUCGUUGUUCGCUAGCUUCCCAAAGUCCUUGACCGGAUUCCGCAAGAGGUACUGGGGUUUCUUGGCAACAACCAUUGUUAGACUGGUGUUGGUGCUUUAUGGAACCUGGACUCUGUAUUGUCUCUAUCAGUUUAGGAAUGGUGACUCCUGGGGUGCUCAUGUUCUUGCUGGUGUUACCCUCGCCGUUUUCACGGGUGUCUUGGGCUUCUUCGCUUUCCGCAUCUUUAUUCUUGCUCGCCGCCAGAAGGCCAUUGAUGAUGAGAAUGAGGCUGCCGCAUUGAAAGGCGACGAUGAGCACAAGCCCCAUGACAAGCUAUUUGAACACAAGCCGUACAUGCGUCGUUAUGGAUUGUUCUACGAUCAGUUCAAAACCGACUUUUGGUGGAUCUUCUUACCGUUGAUCAUUUAUGCUUUUGCCAAGGGUGCUUUCAUCGCUCUUGGCGACGGUCACGGGCUUAUUCAGACAGUCGGUCAGUUGGGCUGUGAGGUCAUUCUUCUGGUUCUGUUGCUCUGGAACAGGCCAUAUAACUCCAAGGCUGGAAAUGUUCUCAACACCAUCAUCUCGGUUGUUCGUGUCUUGUCUGUUGUCUGCCUUAUCGUCUUUGUUGAGGAGCUGGGCAUUGCAGCGGAUACCAAGACUGUUACCGGUGUCGCCCUUAUUGUUAUCCAGUCAGUUCUCACUGCUGCCCUCGCCAUCUGUAUCGCCAUCAACGCCAUUAUCGUCAUGUGCAAGCAGAACCCACACACCAAGAGACGCAAAGAGCUUGAGAAGCAGCGUGAAGCUGACAUCUUGACACCGUUGGGUCCUCGCCACUCAAUCCUUGGUGCACCGGUUGGACAUGGCCCUGACGGUAAGGGACGUUAUUCCGCUACUCCAACGCGGGACGAUUUUCUGUUGAAUGAUGCUAGCGGGCGAACGGAUUACCCCCUGCAUCACAUGACUCCCGCACCUCCACCACAGCAUCCGUUCUCUCACAACAGGAGCGCAAGCUCUUCUAGCGAUAGACUGGGGCUGAUGAACUCGGCGGCACCAAUGCCACUUGCACACGGGAGAAACGAUAGCUAUGGAGGGUAUGAUGAGUAUCGAGGUGCGCCAUAUCGGGCACCGGGCCAGGUGUAUUGAUAGGGAGUGGCAUGGGGAAUAUGAAGAAGGAAUGGCUUUGGGGGACAUGGGGCGGAAAAAUCAUGAGAAAGGGAUGGCCUUCUUAGCGUCUGAUUACUUCCCAAGUUAAUUUCCAUUCUAUUUCAAACAACUUUCUUUAUUAUUUCAUUUUUACAUAUAAGUGGUUUUGUUUAAUUUCAAAUCAAUAACUUUGUCCCUCCCACACAUUCUCACUCAUCCUUCUUUUUGUAGUUUAUUGAGGUAUGGACGGACGGACGGAUGGAUAUAUGGGUGUGUUGGGAAUGACGAGCUAUCGGUUUUUCUUUUUUUUGUUCAUUUUAAAAGUUUUUCUCGUCUCCGGCUAACAUAUGACGUAUCCUACCCCCACCGUAUCGUGCAGGUAUCUACUCACAUAAUGGACUCCCGGAGACCCUGUAUUUUGUUACUUCCCCUGCAUAAACUUCUUUUCGUUUUGCUUGGUUUGUUAGUUCGGCUGGAGAUUUUCAUCUUCAACUUCUGGCACUCCUUUUCCCAUUCUUUGUGUUCACAUCUUGGAUCGUAGGUUGUAGUUGUACUCACCUUUUUUUUUAUCUUGUUUGGUGGUGGGUAUUGGCGGGGUGUGCUUUCUUGCAUUCUUGCUUACUUGGAGAUAUCUUGAUCUGAAUACUAUAUGUGGGGAUUUCGUUCGGA